This is a messenger RNA of Hermetia illucens (black soldier fly), 1657 nucleotides long. RefSeq names its product probable cytochrome P450 6a21. The record is from RefSeq and is a predicted model, not a curated record. NCBI's taxonomy places the organism in Eukaryota, Metazoa, Arthropoda, Insecta, Diptera, Stratiomyidae. Gene Ontology annotation, molecular function: heme binding; iron ion binding; monooxygenase activity. Bases 56 to 1564 code for a protein of 502 amino acids. The transcript is spliced from 2 exons.
UGUUUUGGACGCAAGUGUUUUGAUCAAGUGUGCCGUAAAUCGUAAAACCUUGAGAAUGAAAUUUUAUCCACUAACGCUUUUGACUAUAAUAAUUGUGUUAUUUUCGUUAGUAUAUAUUUUCUUUAAGCGCAAAUUUGCAUAUUGGAGUGAUCGCGGAGUGAAAUAUCUUGAACCUCGAAUUCCACUAGGAAAUCUGCCUUUUGGUCGUUAUGAACAUCUGAAAACCAUCUUCGGGAACAUUUACGCGCUUAAAGAUAAAUCCCCAUUCAUUGGAGGCUACAUUUUCACCAAUCCGGUUGUAGUUGCAACUGAUUUGGACUUUGUGCAAGAUAUUUUGGUUAGAGAUUUCCAGAAUUUCCAUGAGCGGGGAGUGUUCAAUAAUGAAAAAGAUGAGCCUCUUUCGGCACACUUAUUUUCAUUAGACGGACAAAGGUGGAAGUCACUUCGAAUGAAAUUGUCUCCAACUUUCACUUCCGGAAAAAUGAAGUUUAUGUUUCCCACGAUGGUAGAUGUCGCCGAAAAGUUCUGUGAAGCUUUGACCGAAGUCCUACAUAAGGAAAGUAUUCAUGAUGUGAAAGACCUUUUGGCCCGAUUCACCACAGACGUGAUCGGUACCUGUGCAUUCGGAAUCGAAUGUAAUAGUCUGAAAGAUCCUGACAACGAUUUUCGCAAGUACGGUCGCUUAACAUUUGAAUUAAGAUUGGGGAUCAUUGGUAGAGGAAUCGUGAUGCAAUUUCCAGAAAUUGCCAAAUUCCUUCAUAUGAAAAUUUUCCGGGAAGACGUCACGGAAUUCUUUAUGCGAAUUGUUCGAGAAACUGUGGACUAUCGUCGAAAGAAUAAUGUCAAACGUAAUGAUUUCAUGAACUUACUCAUUGAGCUGAUGGAUAAUGUCACCACAGAUAAUGAAAACAAUGUGAAAUUGGAUAAACUAACUAUUGAACAGGUGACUGCCCAAGCAUUCCUGUUUUUCGCCGCAGGAUUUGAAACAUCGUCCACCGCUAUGACUUUCAGUUUAUAUGAAAUGGCGUUGAAUCCGCAUAUCCAGCAGAAAGCUCGCAAAGAAGUUAAUGAUGUACUUAAUAAACAUGAUGGAAAUUUGACCUAUGAAGCUGCAAAAGAAAUGAUCUACAUUGACCAAGUUAUUAAUGAGAGUCUUCGGAAAUAUCCGCCGGUUGUGACGUUGAGAAGGAAUGCUCAUGAUGACUAUAAAGUGAAAAAUUCGAAUGUGGUUAUUCAAAAAGGUCAAACGGUCGUAAUUCCAGUGUAUGGCAUCCAUCAUGACUCUGAGUAUUACCCUAAUCCAGAAAAGUUCGAUCCUGACAGAUUUGCAUCGGAUCAGAUCAGAAACAGACAUCCCAUGGCGUUCCUGCCAUUCGGGGAUGGGCCAAGAAACUGCAUUGGUCUUCGGUUCGGAAGAAUGCAAGCCCGUAUUGGCCUUAUUAUGCUACUUAAGAACUUCAAUUUUAAAGUUUGUUCCAAGACACCGAUUCCCAUGGAAUUUUCAAAGACUAUACCUACCCUUUCACCGGCAAAUGGAUUGCAUUUAAAAAUUGAACGAAUUUAAAUAUUUUUUAUAUAAUAAUGUUGGGCCAUUGUGAGUACCAUCUGCGAUACUUUUCAAGCCAUUUCAAAAGUUAUGAUUUAAGUUAAGAUAGAA